GUGUUAGUUACAGAGGCAUGUCCGGGUUCCGGUGGGGACUCCCACCCUGCUUUCAUUUCAUCGUUUUUUUCCGCCCUGCGCUGUUCGGUGUUUAUGCUAGCUUAACCGUUUAGGCUAGCUCGUCUGAACUACUGUGCGUUUAGUUUUUGACUUUGAGUUUAUCUGGCAUGUUUCUCGGUACUUCCAGCCUGGAGUUUUCGUUGUUUAUGACCGUUUAAGUGACGAAGAUGUGGCCUUCAGAGACGCUAAUCGUGCGGCUCGGCUGUUUGUGUGUCCUAGCUGCCGUGUCUCCUUCAGUACAUGCGAAUACUACAGUCUAUGGAAAAGUGGGAGGAGAAGCUGUCCUAAAACCACCUGCCAACCCUGAGUCUGGCCCCAUCACACAAAUCUCAUGGAAAGAAGGUUCUAACAAAGCCAUGGAGUGGGAGACAGGAGAUACGAAUGCAACAGGCUAUCGUCAGUUUCGUGAUCGCGGCCACCUGGACACUUCCACUGGUGUGAUGACGAUCAGCGGUCUGUUACAUAAUGACAGCAACAGCUACACACCCGAGAUCAACCACAGGCGACUCACUCCAGUUAGCCUCGUCGUCCUCUCUCCCGUCCCUGUACCCAGUGUUAACAAAUCCUGUGAUGAGAGCAAAUGUGAGUUGAUCUGUGAAGGAACCACAGCCAGAGCCACUCCAGUCAGCUACACGUGGAUGUCAGAUGAUACUGGGAAGCAUGUUUCAUCUGGGAAACAAUAUACUGUUCAUAAGGUGAACAGUUCAAUCAGUUAUGAGUUGAGCUGUGAGAUACAAAACCCAAUCAGCCGGGAGAGAAGUGAACCGAUCACCAUCUCUUCAGACUCAUUCUCUGUGAUAUCUCCACCUGGAGGAGGUCCAAACUUUUACACGGGACUUACAGUGCUCAUCGUGCUGCUGGUUGUCGUCACACUGCCGGUUGUCUUUCAUAAAUGGAAAACAGGAAUGUGGUUUUUUGAAAAAGAGUCCAUGCCGUGGGAAGGAGAUUUCUGGAGGAGUGAUGAACGUCACAGAGCUCCUGCAGCUAACGGCACCACUGCUCAACAACGAAACGAUGAACAAACUGAAGAGGAGACGCCAAUGACCAACGGCUAAACAUCAAGUAAGGACGGGUCAGGCGGAAACUGAGAUGAUCUGAAAGAUCCAAACAGAAACUGAAAAUGUUUAAGAAUGUCAAGAAGUGCAGACGUACAAUGGACGUUCACCGGGGUGUGCUCCAAACCACACAGCAGUAAAACGAGUUUUACUUGGUUGUUUUAAUUUGUCUAGAGACUUGAAAUGAAUGAAUCAUGUAAUAUUUUGAAGUCAUUUCCAUCAGAAGAAGACUCCGCUUUGUUCUUCGUGUGCCCUGCAUUGUUACUGUGAACACAUUUAAAGCGGACAGGAAGUGCUACAUGUAUAAAGGCUGAUUUACAGCAUCGAGUCCUACUCUUAAAAAAUGGCUAUGAAGCUGGAUUUAAUAAUAAUAUGUGUAUAAGGUUUUUAGUGCCAUCUUGUGCCAGUAUGGAAAGUGAUGUGAUGUGGUUGGUUGGUGCUAAUAGACUUACAUUAGUUUAUGUUGCUAACUAGUGACAGCUGCAGUGAGUUUUAUGUUAAAGUACCAAGGAUGUAUUGUCCCCUUUCACUCUGUCUCUUCAGCACAAAGUGGUCGUUCAUUAUUGGCUAGCUGCACUGAAAUAUGGGAAUCCACCAGUUAGCCGUAUUGUUCGGGUUUGUAGAGCACUUUAUAAAUGAGCAGAGCUUGUUGGAGUUAGGUGGACUAGUGAUUUACAAGGACGAGAAGCUUCAGUCUGACACUGUCCCCAUUGUCUUUGAUUUUUCCUCCUUUGGUUGGAUGCAGACACACGGCACACAAUCAGCUGGCAGAGCAGAUGUUCAGAGGAUGUGAUCAGCGUUGUUUUAUGCAGUAAAACAGUCUCUUUCCUCAAACACACCCAACCAGUUUCCAACAUAAGUUACUACAUGCCCAUCUCAAACACAUCAGGAAUCCUGAGAUUCUGCAGGGGGAACAGAGUGAUGUGUAGAACAGGAACAUCAGAGGGAAAGUUGCUGCACUCUUUGUAGUGAGUGAGAUGAUGAUGUCAGUGCAUUACUUCAUACUAGAAGUGGGGAAAAUCAAAACCCUAGUAUAAGUGAAGGAGAGCGUUCCUCUGUGGACAUGCUGAUGGACGUCAGGAUUUCCAUGUGCAUUGGUAAGAAAAAUAGUUAUAUUUGUAACUGUUGUUGUAAAACAGUUCUGUCACUCGGUAGUUCACAUAUACUAAAGCCAUUUUCCAGUUACCUCAGCAAUCUUGCAUUCCAGUAGGAAAUUUGGGAAAACCAGAGAAACCGGGUUCAUUUUGAUUCUUAGCAGGAUGCAACCAUUCGGGGGGGGGGUGCUUAAGAACGCAGCUGUGGCCCCUUCGUGCAUAGAGCCUGUUCAGUGCUGUGAGUAUGAUUAUAGGAUUCAUCUGUGAAUUCACAGCAGUGGCAGUCCAGAUUAUAAGUUUUACGUUUUUACUGCGGUUUACAUUCACUUCCGCCAUCUUGGAUUGUUAAGUCACAGUUGGUGGGCUGAUCUGACGUUUCAGGAUGACAGUUUAGAGUAGGGCUCCACAGUGUAAAUCAGCCUUUAUAAAUGUAGUGUUUAUGUUCACUUUAAUCCGAUGUUUAAUCUGACAUGAAAGUAUUGUUUUGUUUUCUGUCCUGCUUAAAGCUGCUGAAGUAUUUUAAUUACUAGCUUUUACUAUUAAAAGCACUACAGAUGUAGUUAGAUGUAAAAAGGUAACUUGAAUGAGAUGUGACAGGAGUCAAGCUUAAAGCAGAUCUCCAAGAUUUUCCAUAGAGGCAAAAAAUUUUAAACAAUAGCAGGAAACUCAGCAAAGUACCAUUUCCUGUGAUUGACUGCAUACCUGACACCGAAUGGCACGUCGACCACGUUAAAGAGGUACGCUGGGGGAUGAUUUAUAAUAAGAGCCAGGUGUGGUGCAGCCUCGCAGUGUGGAGGGGAGGAUGUUAAACUGGCAGCUUCUGGCGGCAAAAGGGACGCCAUUGUUUGGUUUGGGCCGCAGGGUCAAACAACAGUCAAUGCUUUGUACAGUUAAUGCAUAUGUGUGCGCUUCAGGGAAAAUUGAAGCUUGGACAAAGUUGCAGGUUUUUUAUUUACGUAUCUUAUUAUUUCUAUUAAUUCAUCUUCGAACAUAGAUCUUAUUUGGCUUGUCUUCUGUUACAGUGCAUUAUUUUUGUUACAGUUUUUUUGUCUCAUUCCAACCUACUGUGUGUGCAGAGGAUGUUCUGUAGCUGUAGCGUUAGACUUUUGUCUGGCAAAAGUAGCGAGCUGAAAGUCAGGUAUGAGCUGCAGUGCUGCUGCCAUCGGUCUUCUGCAAUCUCCAGAUACACUAAAGUUUCCACAUUGCUUCAUACAACAAGCACUAAUAUUUGUUUUUAUUCCCUUGGGUUUGUAUUUAUUGUGGUUCAAUGUCUGAGGACUCAAAUAAUGUAAAUAUAUAUGUUGUUUUUAUGAACUAUGUUUAAUAAAACCUACAAAAAUGCA
Pundamilia nyererei is the source of this 3552-nucleotide messenger RNA. RefSeq lists its product as uncharacterized. The record is from RefSeq and is a predicted model, not a curated record. Lineage: Eukaryota; Metazoa; Chordata; Actinopteri; Cichliformes; Cichlidae. Gene Ontology annotation, cellular component: membrane. The coding region runs from base 228 to 1115 and encodes 295 amino acids. The transcript is spliced from 11 exons.